Messenger RNA from Paraglomus brasilianum, 789 nucleotides. The record is from the annotation of a GenBank genome assembly. Lineage: Eukaryota; Fungi; Glomeromycota; Glomeromycetes; Paraglomerales; Paraglomeraceae.
AUGGCAGGCCUCGACCAAGAAACAGUCACAAUCGUCAAUUGUUAUAAGGCGACAGCAGCGGCUGCUGGUGUCUGCGCAGGGAUUACGCUCUUCUAUAUUAUAAGAUUCCAAGACGCUGGCCUGUCUUUCUAUAAACUCUUAAUUAAUGGAAUGGCUCUAACCUCGCACUUAAUAUCUAUAAAGAUUUUGACUGAUUUCGAAAAUAGUAUUUUCAAUUACGACGAUAUUAAUACUAAGAUUCUCUAUUAUGCUGAACCAAUAACUUACCAAUUGCUGAUAAUGAUGAUAUUGACAUUGAUGUUAUAUACACUAAAACGAACACGAUUUAGUGGUAUCGAUGUUAUUUUUGGCACAGUUUUGCUGAUAAUGCUUUGGUUAUCUGGGGCCGCUUACUUGACAAUGGGAUUUAGCUCGCUACUGGAUGAUAAAACUAUUUAUAACGCAAGUUUGAUGGUGGUUUUUGCAAUUAGAGUGGCAAUAGUUAUAUUUGUUGGGAUUCGGUUGGUAUAUCAUUUCGGGGAGACUACACCAAAACCGUCGUUAUUAUUUGCGUUGAAUCUAAUUAGACUUUUGUUCAUAUUCGUGUAUGUGAUAUUACACGGAACGGGGUCACUUGAUUAUAAUGAAUACCCGAUUAUACUCGAGACCGUAAUUCUUAUCAUAAUUUUGUUUUUAACGUCUGUCAAGAUUGAAUAUCCUCAAAAUUCAGGCGUUAUCAAUGUAGAAGUCAUGACUGUCAAUACAAUAGUCAUAGGACGUGUCCCCGCAGGGGUUCAAAAUAUUGUUUGA